CAAAGAGGCCAGUUAUGCCGUCCCUCCCGCUAGAAAACCAAUCUGAUCUGCUUUGACCAAACAGUCUAUAUCUUUGACUUUGACCAAACUACAGCUACAGAGCAGGAAGAAGAACUCAGUCUGGUCUCAGCUCCAUCAGCUGCUGCAUCUCUGCUGUCAUGUUCACUUUAACAUCAGAGCUGCUCCUUACUUUGUUCGCAAGUUCAUGGAUCUUUGUUCUGUGUCAAGAGACACAGGAGGUGACAGUGAAGGCUGGAGAGGACGCCACUCUUCCCUGUCGGGGUCACAGAGGUGCUGAAAUCACAUUCAUAGCGUGGAAGACAGAUGAUGGUUAUCUGUUCCUCUUCAGAGACAACCGCUCACGUGAAGAUGACCAGCUUCCAUCUUUUUGUGGUCGAGUGGAGCUGAAAGAUCCAAAGAUGAAGGACGGAGACGUUUCUGUGAUUCUGAAGAACGUCACCAUCAACGACACUGGAACAUAUGAGUGUUGGAUUAAAGAGGGAAACUUGCUGAACUCUGAACCUGAACUCUUCAGCACCAUCAAGCUGACAGUGACAGAGACACAGGAGGUGACAGUGAAGGUUGGAGAGGACGCCACUCUUCAGUGUCAGAGUCACGGAGGUGCUGACAUCUCACUGAUAGAGUGGAGCAGAACUGACCUGAAGCCAGAUGAUGGUUUUGUCUUCUUAUUCAGUAACGACCGCUCAUAUGAAGAAAUCCAGCACCCAUAUUUUUAUGGUCGAGUGGAGCUUCAAGAUCCAGAGAUGAAGAACGGAGACGCUUCUGUGAUUCUGAAGAACGUCAACAUCAAGGACACUGGAACAUAUGAGUGUUUGAUUGUAGGGAAAAACUCAAGAGACAGAAAGAGAGACGUAUUUGAGUACAUCAGCAUCAUCGAGCUGACAGUGACAGGUCACACAGCUGGACACAUCUGGGAGGGAUACGUUGGAGUUGUUUGUUUUCUUUCUCUUCUUCUUGUUGCUGUUGGUGGUUUUAUGGUCAAUCAAAUGAUUCAAAGGAGACACAGACCAGAAACAACUCCUGACUCAGAGAGUGCAGAAGACGCCCUAAACCCAUCAUCAUCAUCAUCAGUCUGACAGAUCCAGGUCACACAGCUGGAGACAAGGAGGGAGGAAGCAAGGAGGAAGAUGUUUCACAGACAGGUGGUGUGCUCGCUGUUGUUGAUGUUUGUUUUAUGAUCUUUAGAAAACAUAAAGGAUGCACAGAGCAUAAUUCAAGAGAAAAUUCUGUAAUAAUGUUUAUGCCUCAAAUAACCAGCCGUAUGCACGUGUGCCUGCUCAGCUUUCCUGGAUGGAGCUUAAAUAACAUAACUAUGUAUAUAUGUACUCAGGGAUGAGUAGUAUUAAACUUUAAACUUAUUUGAAAUUCAAAAUAGGAUAUUGCACAUUUUUAUUUAUAUGGUCAACGAGAAUAU
This is a messenger RNA of Micropterus salmoides (largemouth bass), 1435 nucleotides long. Its product is annotated as immunoglobulin superfamily member 11-like. The transcript is spliced from 5 exons. The coding region runs from base 159 to 1097 and encodes 312 amino acids. NCBI's taxonomy places the organism in Eukaryota, Metazoa, Chordata, Actinopteri, Centrarchiformes, Centrarchidae. The record is from RefSeq and is a predicted model, not a curated record.